AUGUGGGGUAAAACCCUUUGGGCCAAUUUAAAUCCACAAGCUUUAGUAGAUGGUAUUGACGGAUUUUUGAAAACAUUUAGAAAGUUGCCAAAAGAAAUAAGGAUUCAAGCUGUUGGUGCGACUCUAGAAAAUCAAAUGAAACUGUUUCGAAAUGCAGUUCCAUUAAUGGUGGCUUUAAAAAAUGAAGCAUUGAGAGACAGACACUGGAAGUUACUAAUGGAGAAAACCGGAAUCGAAUUCGAUAUGGCGCCUGAUCGGUGA
Messenger RNA from Diabrotica balteata, 261 nucleotides. The record is from the annotation of a GenBank genome assembly. Lineage: Eukaryota; Metazoa; Arthropoda; Insecta; Coleoptera; Chrysomelidae.